AUGGGUCUAAUACCUUUGAAAUUUUCAGGACUCGGUGGGUAUAUGGUUGCCUUUGCUGGUCGAAAAUAUGCGGCAAGGUCCCUGCCUGCUUUUGCUGCAAACGGGACCUACACUGUAACAAGCUUCACUCUUGUGCUUGAGUUUAAGGAAGGCAGACUGCAAAACUUGUUUUGGAAAAGGGAUGGUUGUGCACAAUGUUCGGGGAAAUCAAAUUUUGUGUGCCUAAAUAAACAAGAUUGCGGAAUUAAUACAAACAACUGCAAAAGCCGUGGAGGUUCCGUUGAUUGCAGCAUUGGUAUACAGCUAGCAUUUUCCGGAACAGAUAAGCACCUUUCUGCCCUAAACUCAUGGUAUGAAGUUGAGAACCUUCGGCAGAACUCACUGUUCGGCCUUUAUUCUAAUCUCAGAGAUUCUCUUGCUAGCCAAUAUAACAAGAUCUUUAACGGUGCUUUAGAUAGUUUUGCAUUUUCUCUUAUUUAUUCGUAUGCUGUAAUUAUUUUCCUCGUGCUUUUCGAUUGAUGUUAUGUCUACAUCUAUCAUUGCCUCUAUUCCUUUCGGGUGAAACUGCUGCUCUUACAGUUUGAAGAGAGUUAUGUGGGUAUAUUAUGUACAA
Molecule: messenger RNA, 613 nt
Organism: Hibiscus syriacus
Lineage: Eukaryota; Viridiplantae; Streptophyta; Magnoliopsida; Malvales; Malvaceae
Exons: 3
Coding region: 1-519 (172 amino acids)
Biological process (GO): protein histidyl modification to diphthamide; tRNA wobble uridine modification
Cellular component (GO): cytosol; nucleus
Molecular function (GO): metal ion binding
Source: RefSeq, a predicted model, not a curated record